Molecule: messenger RNA, 216 nt
Organism: Protopolystoma xenopodis
Lineage: Eukaryota; Metazoa; Platyhelminthes; Monogenea; Polystomatidea; Polystomatidae
Source: the annotation of a GenBank genome assembly
AUGUUAAUCUUGGCUUAUCUCGAUCUACCCGAAUCUGGGACAUUUGAUGGGUCCACUCUACUCUUGCUCUUGAUCUUUUAUCUUCAGCAUACAAAACCUCCGGUGCUUCCUAACUUACACGAUCUUACUCGAAAGCACAUGCCAUAUCUUCCUAAUAAUCUCAUUCGAGAGGUAAGUUUUCUAACCCUUUACUUACCUUGCCGUACAUAUAAGUAA